Galeopterus variegatus (Sunda flying lemur) is the source of this 583-nucleotide messenger RNA. RefSeq lists its product as uncharacterized. The record is from RefSeq and is a predicted model, not a curated record. Lineage: Eukaryota; Metazoa; Chordata; Mammalia; Dermoptera; Cynocephalidae. The transcript has 3 exons. The coding region runs from base 7 to 264 and encodes 85 amino acids.
AUAGACAUGGAUAAGAAGUCCACACAAAGAAGUCCUGAAGAUGCUGGGACUGGCAGAUACAAAGGUAAACACAAGCAAAAGGAAAAAAAAAAGCAAAACCAAAAACACCACCGAUCUCGACAUAGAUCAGUAAUAUCUUAUUCUUCAGAUGAUUGUGUGUUUCCUUCUUCUUCAUCAUCUUCUUCAGGAAGCCAGACUGAUUCAAGUACUGAAGAUACUACCAGAGGAAAAAUUAAGAGGAAGAGAGCAGAGAAAAAGGAAUAAAUGGAAAAAAAAAAGAAAUGGUAAGUAAUUGUGAAUGAUUUAAUAUAAGAAUAAGAUUUGGCUAUUAAAGGAUACUGUACUUUAUUAAUUAAGGAGCACAAAAUGUACAGAGAAUUUUGAAGAGAUGUAAGGCAGAGAAUGAUUAACAUAGUAGUUAACAUGGUGAUACCAAGCUGAUAGGGUUCUUUUUCUUUUUUUCAAAUAUAGUUUUCUCAGAAAACUAUACAGACAGGUAAAACCUUGCAAUUGCAAUUCAUUAGAUUCUUUAAAAUUUUUAUGUUUAUAUAGUUACAAAAAUAGCAUAUGUACUUUGAAAAAA